Molecule: messenger RNA, 1016 nt
Organism: Oncorhynchus nerka (sockeye salmon)
Lineage: Eukaryota; Metazoa; Chordata; Actinopteri; Salmoniformes; Salmonidae
Product: extracellular superoxide dismutase [Cu-Zn]
Exons: 2
Coding region: 155-793 (212 amino acids)
Biological process (GO): superoxide metabolic process
Molecular function (GO): copper ion binding
Source: RefSeq, a predicted model, not a curated record
CAUGUCAUGGACAAUAGCACGGUGCACUUAAUCGAACACCCUCAAGAUUGACGGGCUCUAUCUCUGCAAAGUUUGUGACAACCCCGAUGGUUUAUUCCGACAAUUGUCAAGAACUGUGAUUUCGCCAGACAGGUUACACAAAAAAGCUAGGACCAUGCCUGUAUUUCAUCCAAUAUUUCUGUUUGUUCUGGUAAGCUUCCAAGCAUGUUCCUCUACACACAGCCAGGAGGCUGCCUCCAACAUGGCCCCACCAGAGGCCAUGGAGUAUAACAGAACUGUCUAUGCAGCCUGCAAAAUGAGACCCAGCACCAAACUAGGCGAAGGUCUACCUAACGUGUAUGGACAGGUGCUGUUCAAGCAGGAAUACCCUGAGGGAAGCCUCAAAGUCCUUUUUCUUCUCCAUGGUUUUCCAAGUGACAGUGAUCAUCAGUCAAAAGCCAUCCACAUCCACCAGUACGGGGAUUUCAGCCAGGGCUGCGAUUCCACAGGCGGCCAUUACAACCCUUACAGGGUCCCCCAUCCCAGCCACCCGGGGGACUUUGGGAACUUUGUGGCCCACCAGGGGAGGGUUCACAAGUUGACUGAAUCAAAGGCCACUCUGUUCGGGGGGCUGUCGGUGCUUGGGCGGGCGGUGGUGGUCCAUGAGAAGGCAGACGACCUAGGGCAGGGCGGGGAUGCGGGGAGCCUGCUACAUGGUAAUGCUGGGCGGAGGCUGGCAUGUUGCACCAUCGGGAUGAGCAGUCCCAAACUGUGGGAUAAGCACCAUCAUCGACAGCAGAGAAGAAGGGGAUGAGAAUCGUAGUUUAUUCUUCCCUUUUCUUUCUGAGCUCACCAUCUUUCAUCGCAAGACAACUUUAAUUUCAUUGCUUUCAUUUUAUCCAGAUCUAAAUUACUAAAAUGUUUCCUUCUCUUUUAAAGUCAUGUUUAUCUUUUAUUUUAAGGGAUAGGACAGGUUUACCAUAGCUGAUAGCAAUUCAUGUAUCUUGUAUUAAACUUUGAAAAGACCUUUAUUGAAA